This is a messenger RNA of Passer domesticus (house sparrow), 1668 nucleotides long. RefSeq names its product olfactory receptor 14C36-like. Gene Ontology annotation, cellular component: membrane. Gene Ontology annotation, biological process: G protein-coupled receptor signaling pathway. Gene Ontology annotation, molecular function: G protein-coupled receptor activity; olfactory receptor activity; odorant binding. Lineage: Eukaryota; Metazoa; Chordata; Aves; Passeriformes; Passeridae. The transcript is spliced from 2 exons. The record is from RefSeq and is a predicted model, not a curated record. Bases 1 to 1668 code for a protein of 555 amino acids.
AUGUCCAACAGCAGCUCCAUCAGCCACUUCCUCCUGCUGGCAUUGGCAGACAUGCGGCAGCUGCAGCUCCUGCACUUCUGCCUCUUGCUGGGCAUCUCCCUGGCUGCCCUCCUGGGCAACGGCCUCAUCAUCAGCGCCGUAGCCUGCGGCCACCACCUGCACACGCCCAUGUUCUUCUUCCUGCUCAACCUGGCCCUCACUGACCUGGGCCUCAUCUAUACCAUUGUCCCCAAAGCCAUGCACAAUUCCCUCUGGGACACCAGCAACAUCUCCUACUCAGGAUGUGCUGCACAGGUAUUUUUCUUUGCCUUUUUCAUUGCAUCAGAAUUUGCAUUUCUCACCAUCAUGUGCUACGACCGCUACGUGUCCAUCUGCAAACCCCUGCACUACGGGAGCCUCCUGGGCAGCAGAGCUUGUGCCCACAUGGCAGCAGCUGCCUGGGCCUGUGGCUUUCUCAAUGCUCUGCUGCACACGGCCAAUACAUUUUCCCUGCCCCUUUGCCAUGGCAAUGCCCUGGGCCAGUUCUUCUGUGAAGUCUCACACAUCCUCAAACUCUCCUGCACACACUCCAGCUACAGGGAAGUUGGGCUUCUUGUGGUCACUUUCUGUUUAGGCUUUGGUUGUUUUGUGUUCAUUGUUUUCUCCUAUGUGCAGAUCUUCAGGGCCGUGCUGAGGAUCCCCUCUGAGCAGGGCCGGCACAAAGCCUUUUCCACCUGCCUCCCUCACCUGGCCGUGCUCUCCCUGUUCCUCAGCACUGACACGUUUGUUUACCUGAAGCCCUCUUCCAUCUCCUCCCCAUCCCUGGAUCUGGCCCUGUCAGUUCUGUACUCGGUGGUGCCUCCAGCCCUGAACCCCCUCAUCUACAGCCUGAGGAACCAGGAGCUCAAGGAAUCUCUCAGGAAAGCCAUGUCUGUGUGCUCUUCAGCCUUUUCAUUGUCCCAUAACAACCCUCACAGCUUUGCACUGAGAGCCACACAACAGCUGGAAACACACCCCUGGUUUGGCUCCUGCUGCCUCUCAGCAUUCUCCCUCCAUCAAGGGGCUGCGACUGAGCAAAAGUUUUUCUCCGCUCCCUUGGAGCAUGAGCAGGCAGAGCUGCCUUCCCCCCCCGCUCUUUCUCUUGGGGGGGAUGGGGAGCCGGCCCUGCCCACUUCGCCGUGGAAUUCUCCGCUCCCCCCACUCCGGGGGGACGUGGGUCCACCUCAGCCGGCCCCACGGGAGGCGCUGGACCCCGCGGCUCCGCCCACGAUCCUGCCGUUCGGGCUGGCUCCGCCGGCUCUGAUGGCUGCGCCUGCGCUGCAGUGUCCGGACCUAGAAGGAGACUUGGCCGCUGCGCCCAGCCCGGCGGGGGAUGCGCCCCCGCGGCCCGUGCCAGUCCCGCUGCUCCCUGCCAACCCAAUUGCAGUGAAAGAGCAUGCCAAGAAUGGUGCUGAGCCCAUGGGACCGUCUCAAGAGCCGACACCAGCGCCUGUGCUGCCCGCACCACCCACCCCAGUUGUCCCGCUGCCUUCCAGAGCUCCGACCUUCGCAUCAGACCCUGUGAACAGUCUGUCCCUCCGUGGAGAAGGCACGGCCCGCCAGCUCACCGCAGGAGCAGUUCGGCUGGCUGUGUUCAAAAUCAGUGUGGUUUCUGGGCCAUUUCGCGUGUGGUCGGGGGCUUCUCCCUAG